Messenger RNA from Bombus impatiens (common eastern bumble bee), 859 nucleotides. It is a transcript of the gene Cyt-b5, whose product is annotated as cytochrome b5. Gene Ontology annotation, molecular function: heme binding. NCBI's taxonomy places the organism in Eukaryota, Metazoa, Arthropoda, Insecta, Hymenoptera, Apidae. The transcript is spliced from 5 exons. Gene Ontology annotation, cellular component: intracellular membrane-bounded organelle; membrane. Bases 154 to 570 code for a protein of 138 amino acids. The record is from RefSeq and is a predicted model, not a curated record.
UUACUAUUAUGAGUAUACGAAUCACUCACUAACUGAUUCAUAGAAUUCAGACUGUAGCUACAGUCGUAGCUAACGUAUAAGCCGCGGAAUAAAAUUUUUGCGUGAUUUGUAUUUUUUAAACAGAGCUUAGCGUAUUGAGCACUAAGAAAAAAUAUGGCGUCCGAAAAUAGCACUGUUGAUACCGCUUAUACCAAAUUUUACACGCGGGAAGAAGUCGCUAAGCAUAAUGAUAGUAAAGAUCUGUGGUUUAUUAUUCACAAUAAAGUUUACAAUGUGACUCAAUUUAUAAGUCAUCCUGGUGGAGAAGAAGUUCUUUUGGAACAAGGUGGUCAAGAUUGUACAGAAGCCUUUGAAGAUAUUGGUCAUUCAAGUGAUGCAAGAGAAUUAAUGGAGAUAUUUAAAAUUGGAGAAUUAGUAGAAGAGGAAAGAACAAAGGGAAGGAGUGAUGUAACUGAUGUGUCUGAUGUAGAUAAUUCAAGUUGCAGUGGUUCUUGGCGAUCGUGGCUGAUUCCAAUUGCUCUUGGGGUACUGGCGACUCUUGUCUAUCGUUACUUUACCAAAGCACACUGAAUCAUUCCUGAUAUUUAUUUUUUUGUAAUUUGUAUUAUACAUAAACGAAUGUUAUAAAUAACUAAUCAAAGAGUACUAUGUAUAUUGCACAUAACUACAGUCUUGUUUUAUGACAUGAAAUUGCACACACAAACUGGCCUAGCAUAAAGACAUUUAUAAAACAAAAAUUCAUUUGUUAUAUUUAAGCUAAAAUAUAUAUAAACACGCGCUCGCGCGUUUCAUACACAUGUAAUAAUACGAAUUAUAUUAACUGCAAGUACAAAAAUAAAAUAAUUUUAUUUACAUACUG